GCCCCAGCCUCACACCGGCGGCAAGGGCAGGUGCAGCGGGUGAGAGACAGGGGACCGCUGCCGGGAGCCCUGCCGAGCCGGGGAGCGAAGGGGGACCGGCUGCUCUGGCGCAGGAUGGAGUCUGUGGCUUUGUACAGCUUCCAGGCGACGGAGAAGGACGAGCUGCCCUUUCGCAAGGGGGACACGCUGAAGAUCCUGAAUAUGGAAGACGACCAGAACUGGUAUAAAGCCGAGCUGUAUGGCUCAGAAGGAUUCAUCCCGAAGAAUUACAUCAAAGUCAAGCCACACCCGUGGUACGCGGGCAGGAUUUCCAGACAUCUGGCCGAAGAAUUGCUCUUGAAACGCAAGCACUUGGGAGCUUUCCUGAUCCGCGAGAGCGAGAGCGCCCCGGGGGAAUUCUCCAUCUCUGUAAACUAUGGGGAACACGUCCAGCAUUUCAAGGUACUCCGAGAGAGGAAUGGCAAAUAUUUCCUCUGGGAAGAAAAGUUCAACUCCUUGAACGAGCUGGUGGAUUUCUACAGAACCACGACCAUCGCCAAAAAGCAACAGAUCUUCCUGAGAGACGACGACCAGAACCAUGAGGUGAAGAAGCCGAAGUUCGUCCAGGCUCAGUUUGACUUCUCCUCCCACGAUCCGUCCCAGCUGGCCUUCUACAGAGGGGACAUCAUCGAGGUGCUGGACUGCCCCGACCCCAACUGGUGGAGAGGGAAGAUCUGUGGGCGAAUCGGCCUGUUUCCACGGAACUACGUCCACCCCAUUCAUAUGUGACCUGCUAGCCAGUGUCUGCCUGGACGCCAGAGCUCCCUGGCUGCCCGUUACAAAAUAAACUGCAAUCCCCUUCACCUGAUGCCAUAGAGCUUUUAGGGGACAAGUUACCAGAGCACCAAGGACCUUUCCCAUACUUAAAACCAGACUGGGGGAUGCUGCACUGGACAGACCUGAACCCUCUGGGAACCAUGUGCUCCGGUGAAUCCCCCUGCGCUAGGCAUUUGCACAUGGGGUUUUCAGUGCGGUGAAGAGGAGGCGAUUUACUCAGCCCAGCGCAUAAAAGGGACGCGACCAGAGUGAACCUAAUGGGGCUCCUAGCAAUCCUUAUCGCGCCAUCACUUUGCUUACGUGGUGUAUCCCUUCCUCUUUGUCCUCUGUCUAGCGGCACUGCAAGUCCUUUGGGGCAGGGACCAAGCACGCAAUAAACCAUCCUAAUCCCACUCUCCGAGGGCAAGGCACGUGGAGCUUGGCUUUUCCCAGCUCCUGGGCUUGUGAGCAGCCAGGUGACCUGGUCAUCCCAGGCAGCUGUCGAGCCAAAAGGAUUAAGAAUAACCCUUCCAACAAGUAUUUCCUUUGACUGGCCUGCCUCCUUCUAGAAUCAGCCCCUUUCCCUUCCCAGAUCUGACAGGCAGGCACUGGGCCAGGGGCUUUCCAGUGGGGUUUCUCAUACAGAGCACACUGACCUCUGUAGGUGGGCAAAGGUAGGCAUGGUGCCACCAUGCCCAACCAGCUCCAAACCUGCCCCUUGCCCAAACCUCCUCUCCACUCUAGAGCACCAGGGCCCUCGAUGCAGCUGUCCCGUCCCCCUGGCGGGUCCCUGGGCAUUCUCCCUCCAUCCUGCCCUCCCUGCAUCCUGAAACUGCGGGGAGUUUUACUUCUACUGUCACAGGGGUUUGCCCCCAGCUGCCAUUUCAGGAGACGUAUCUUUGAACGUGGGCAUCUCUCCUGUCUCUCUCAGCCUGGAGCCGCGAGGACCUGCUUGGACGCUCUCUGCACUGGAGUUCUCCUGAGCCAUCAGCACGAGUGCAAUCCACAGUGAUUAACGAGGAGGCUGUGGGAGGGGCCCGCGCAUUCCUGGCACCUUUAAUAGGGCUUCACAAAAUGAUCAAAGAGGCCGUGCAUCUUUUACUGCACCUGGUUACGAGCUGACUCUGACGCGCGGCCAGCCGGGUUCCGUCGCUCAUCCGGGGUGGAGAGAUUGAAUUCACUGUUUAUGCAAAUGUAUCUCUGUCCCACCCAGUGCUGGGGGCGUCCCAUUAUCAAGAGCUGGCUAAAUUCUGGGCCAGAUCCCACCUUGUCAAAGCAGGUGUGAUGCAGCUGAAGUCAGUGGAGUUACACCCUUACGCCAGGUGUGGAAUUGGCCCAAUGAUUAGAAACGGUACUUGGCUUGUGUGUUGGGCGGGCGGGGAGGUUGUUUUGGCCAUCUUUAAAAGCCAGCGUCACGCUUGGGAAUCUUGCCAAGUCAGACGCCAAGCGGGAAGGGAGGCUGGCUCCCUGAGAAGAACUGGUGUAUUUAAAAAGCAAAGACAGGUGAAACCUGUUAGAGAAGGGGGUCAGAGGCGUAAGAUGCCCUUUUUGUUCUCCUCCAACUCACCACAAGGGCUUCAGGGCUUGCUUCAAGCUGUGAGCUCAGUGAGAUGUUAUUAAUGGUCUAAACUCAAGGCCGAGGCCUGAACAAAGCAUAUAGCACCUUAGACUCCUCAACGAUAAGAGGAAUUUGUAACACGUGCUACUUCUAUACUCACCUGAGCCUCAGGGAAAAGUGGAUACAACAGUGGCCAGCAAACUGAGCUGAAGAAAGAUAAGGGGUCAACCUGGAAAUACUUGCCUAAGAAACAUGUAAUGAAUCUAUGGAACUCACUGCUGCAGGAUGUCAUUCAGGCAAAUGGUUUAACUGGCUUCAAAAGAGGAUUAGCCACUUCUGUGUAUAAGCAAAAUGAUUGUAGCUAGGUUCAGAGCUUCCAAGGGGCAUCCUAAGUCCAAGUGUUUCAGAGCACCAGAGAAAUUUCACCCCAUGGGCACAAGUUGGAUCAGUCAGGUGCAUUAUGGGGGAUCAUCUUCUGAGGCAUCAGGCCGUGGUCAAUGCUGGCAGCAGGGGGCACCAGACAAAAUAGGCUGCCGGUCCACAUCAGGGUGGCAAUUUUAUGUUUGUCCGAACUCAGGCUGAAAACUGGCAAUAAUGCCUUGGUCUUUCACUCGGACUUUGUGCCUUGCUGAUCGAUGGAAAACCAGAGGGUAGCCUGGGACUAUAAGGCUACUUCAUUCAUGGGCACUUAAGUUAAAGGCUACUGAACUAAUGUUUGCCUUGCCCCGCAUUGGCUGAAGAAGGCUUGAGGCAGGCCUCCUUAGCAACCAAGAAUGACAAGUGUGGUCCACAGACAGCAUCUGAGCCAAACCUGCGGGCUGCCUUGGCUUGUCAGCUGCACUGACAUUGUGACGGCACCGAGCUACCGAGCCACAGAACCCCGGACACAGCAUCACGUGCUACAGUAUGAAACGUCAUCUACUUCCCCCCUCCGCUCCAACUGGCUCCAAACCUAGCUAGAUUGUACAUGCCACGAGACCAGUCUGAACCCAGACUACUCAGUGGGCUCCUUGUUAAUAUUGGGGGUGCAUUAGGGUGUCACGUUCUGACUAAUGAGUAACGGUCUCAAGUUGCAGUGGGGGAGGUUUAGUUUGGAUAUUAGGAAAAACUUUUUCACUAGGA
This is a messenger RNA of Terrapene triunguis (Three-toed box turtle), 3475 nucleotides long. RefSeq names its product GRB2 related adaptor protein (gene GRAP). The record is from RefSeq and is a predicted model, not a curated record. Gene Ontology annotation, molecular function: protein binding. Bases 115 to 768 code for a protein of 217 amino acids. Lineage: Eukaryota; Metazoa; Chordata; Testudines; Emydidae. The transcript has 5 exons.